AUGUCGAAGUAUCCAGACAACCAGAAAAAUCUCAAAAAAGGGCUAGCUGAACACAAUUUAACAUCUGAUACACCACUCACAUCAGAUGUACUCGAUUCAUUAGUCUAUGUUGAAUGUGUGGUAAGAGAAGUUCUUCGUUUUGCACCAAUUACUGUGGCUGUCACACGUCAAGCUACAUGUGACACUACAAUAGAUGGUAUUGAAAUUAAAAAGGGUGAUAAUAUUAUAAUUGCUCUUUCGAAUCUACAUCGAGAUCCUCCUUAUUGGAAAGUCGAUCCAUCACAAUUUAUACCAGAACGUUUUCUUAAUGAAGAUAAAAAUCCACCUCAUUGCGCCUUUUUGACAUUUGGUGCAGGUCAUCGUGCUUGUGCUGGUCAAGAUCUUGCUUUUCUGGAAUUAAGAACAAUUGUUACACGCUUAAUGCAGCGUAUAACAUUCUUAGAUCCAGGUACAGAAGCAGACAAUUCGGGUGGGUUCAUUCAACGCAUCACAUGUUUUCCAAAACAUUUUGCUGUACGCGUUAUUAUAGAUUAA
Messenger RNA from Rotaria sp. Silwood2, 534 nucleotides. Lineage: Eukaryota; Metazoa; Rotifera; Eurotatoria; Philodinida; Philodinidae. The record is from the annotation of a GenBank genome assembly.